This is a messenger RNA of Physcomitrium patens, 4865 nucleotides long. Lineage: Eukaryota; Viridiplantae; Streptophyta; Bryopsida; Funariales; Funariaceae. The record is from RefSeq and is a predicted model, not a curated record.
GGCUCUGAUUCUGUGCAUGGCGGAGUUGUGAAGGGGCUUUGUGGUGCCGCUGGCGGAGAUCGAGAGAUGGUUGAACCGACUCUUGUGAUCGCCAGGGCUCAAUUUGUCCCUGUUGUAGCCAUCGCCCUUUUGCGUCUCUGACGACGCGCUUGGCGAGAUCUUUAGCCUGCUAUUCUGUUUGCGGAAUUCGGUUAAGUUUCGAAGAAGUUGUGUGAAUCCAAAGGGAGGCGAAGCGGCUUUGACACGGAACAAACGAAACGAGUCCUGGUCCUUUCCCUGCCGGUCGGAGUUUCAGAGUCGAUCGGUUAGUUUUAUUUUACUUGGGGGAUUGAGCACUUCUUCUAGAUAUUCUGUACAUGAUCACGUCAGAAUUUGAGUUAGUGUUGAGCGCUGUGUUGAUCUGGGAAAGGGGAAAGAAUUAGCGAAAUUUCGCAGAUCUUCGGUGGAUUUUUUAAACCAAGCUGAGAAGCGCGUAGGUUAUUCAGUUUGUUGCCGUUGAUUUUCUUUCGUUUCGGCGGAGGCUCGUUCGUUGAGUCGGCGCGGAUAAACUUGUGAAAGGAUUGUGCACUCUUUCGAUAGGUGGGAUUGGUUUGCAAGGACGGCUCAAGUUUCCAUUCGAAGCGUUAGGGGAACACGUGAUUGUGCAGUGCGACGGUUUCGUUUACUGAACUCAAUUGUAUCUGUUAGUUUCUAUCUGUCCCUAUUGGGUCGAAUUUGAGGUGAUUUUUAGUAUCUCAUACUUUCGUCAUUACGGUGAAGCGCCUCAAAACGCGCUCUUCAAUAUAUUGUUACACUGGAUUCAGUGCUUCAGUCUUGGAUAUUUGCGGAAUUUAUUGAGGAUUAGUUCCUGUUGUAGUUAAGAAGGUACACGCCUUCAUUUUAUUGACGUCGCAGUACUUCGCGUGGUGUAUCCUCCCUGGAAAUUGUGCAUUUUUGCACGUCAGUUUAGGAUUUCGUUUUCUUCGGCGAAUUUUAAGGCUGAAGAAGCGAUUGUUUCACACCAAUAAAGUGGUGUAAAUUCGAGGGAAAAAAAAACAGAAGAAAAAAACAAAGAAAACAAAAAAGAGAGUAUAAAAUUCUACAGCAGCUUCAACUUCGCUUUUUCACCACACCGCAGCUCUGAACUGAGAUUUUAAGCAUUUCAGCUCCUGGAAAUAGAUGUGCAGCAGGUGGAUGAGAGAAGUUCUCGACGUAUCAACUCUUAGUUGCAGUGGUGGGCAAUUGAAACCUUAGAGAAUUGCUUUGAGAACCUGGCAUCAUUUUAGGUCGUACCAAUCACAGAUUUGGAUAUAUUAUUAGAGGGUCGCGAGAAGACCAGCUGUUAGUACACACAGGGGUUGUGAAAGCGCAGCUUUAUAGAGAAGAGGAGAAGAUGAGGGAGGAAAUGGCCUCUCGGCAGUCGAGCUCGACAGUGAAGCAGGAUUUAGCUAAGCUAAACACGGAUGGUGACACCCGGAGUAUUGCGCUGAAGUCCCUGAAGCUAUUUGUGGAGCAGCUGAACGCAUCCACCUUGCCUCGGUUCAUAUCUCAGUGUUUCGGAAUCAUACUCUGUCGUCAAAUUUGACUCGGUUCUUUCAGCGAAGAUGCAUCUAUUCUCAUCCAGUCUUACUGGUCAACACAGAUUGCAGAAUCACGGGAACCCGCAGGAACGCGAUCUUACACCAUUUCCUUGUAUGAGGAGGUCGCAAGGGUGCACGGCAAGCUGGUUAUACCUCAUAUUUCUAAGAUAAUGUCCGCUUUGGUUAAAUUCUCGUCUGCAAGUGGAAGCUUUCCUCAACUGCAACUUGCUUGUGCAAGAGUUACAGCUGCCAUCGCUCGGUAUAGCAUCGACUCUGACACCUUCCAAGAGGACGCGGAGAAGAUAAUACAGGAGAUUUGUGGUCCGCUGACUGAUGCUCUUGCAGCGAAGUUGGAGCCUGUGGCAGCCAGUGCAGCUGCUUGCAUUCAUGCAGUCGUUGAAACUGAACUAUGGAAGUACGCACAAGAUGAGAUUGUUCACGAAGUGUGUCAUCGAACAGCGGCAGCGUUAAAUGAAAAAUCAACUCGAACGGUAGCCCACAUGCAGCUAGUAUACGUUUUAGCAUCAACAAACCCUGACGCUCUUAGCAUCCAUGGAGCAAGCUUGUUGAGGGCCGGUGAGGACACUUUGAAGGAGACGGCGAAUUCAUGGCAACUUCGCAAGAGCGCUGCCAAGCUGCUCCAGUCGGUGCUCACAAUCCUUGAUAAGGAGUCACUCGAAACGGAGCUCCACUCAGCAUUACAUGUCCUGGAAAGCUGCCGAAUCGACAAGAUGAUACACGUAAGGACAGCUGUUAGUGAGGCGCUCAACAUUGCAAAGAUGUUAUCAUCUGGAAACGAGACCGACAAAUCAUUGGGUGUGGCUGCAGAGCGUAAUGGUCCGAGUUCUUGGUUGAGCGAAGACACGACUCCUUUCUCUCCAGUGUCGACGCGGGGUACUAGUCCAAAGGCUUCAAUGGGUCCCAGGGCUUCAAGGGCUAUCUCUCCUUCUCUGGUUCCGAGGCGGGGCACAGUAAGUCCGAGAGCCUCGAUGAGUCCAAUUAGGGCGGGUACAAUCAGUCCAAGAGCCUCCAUGAGCCCAAUUAGGGCGGGUGCAAUCAGUCUAAGAGCCUCCAUGAGCCCAAUUAGGGCGGGUACAAUCAGUCCAAGAGCCUCCAUGAGCCCAAUUAGGGCGGGUACAAUCAGUCCAAGAGCCUCCAUGAGCCCAAUAAGGACGAGUGCAAUCAGUCCUAGAGCAUCUAUGAGCCCAAUUAGGGCGGGCACAAUUAGUCCAAUAGCCUACUUGAGUCCAAUUAGGGCGGGUAGAAGCAGUCCGAGGGCUGCCGGUCCGGGCCUGAGAGCUUCCAGCCCAAAUCUGAGGGCAGCAAGUCCAAAUUCUCAAGAAUCACGCCGUUUGUUUUAUUCAUCUGCUUCAACAUCAACUUCAGACUCUGUGCAGAUUCCAUCUGGCCGAAGCAAUGACAGGUCAAGGGCAAAACGAGCACCUCUUUACCCUCCCCGAGGCGUAAAUUACGCCCAUUCACCCCGAUCUACUGGCACUCCAGUCACAUCUCCUUCGAGCUCUACCACCACCAUCGAAGAGUGCGAGUCACCAUCACGUAGAUUGUUGAUUGCAAAUGAGAUUGUUCGGUCACGAAGUACGGGCAUUUAUCCAGACGAACACGCAACUAGGCGUGGCGGCAAGUAUUUGCGACCGCCGGCUCCUUUGAUCUCGGUUGCAUCUACUCCCCUCUUGCCCACUCAGCUUAAUGCACUAGGCGUUGAAUUUCAAGAUUCAAAAGAAGCUCAAGUUUCAAAAGACUUUGAGACUGAUUCAACCGAUUCAAAGGACGCCCAGCAGGAGAGCCCAAGCUUGCCUUGGUUAAAGCUGGAGGGCACGAACAGCUUGGAUCAAUAUUCCGGACUUGAGCUUGCAACCGAUGACAGAGCGCCAAUGUCAAGUGCUUUAAGCACUAGCAUGGAAACGAGACGGACUAAUGUGGGAUCUGCAAGAGAUGCUCCCAACGCGGAUGUUGAAGUGGAAAAGCGCGAGGUUUUCACAAAAGACGCACCUGUCCAUGCUCAAAGUUCUGCAGCAGCUGGAGCAGAGGUCGAUACUCUCAAAAAUUUAGCUCGUCUGAGCGCCAACUUGGAAGAGAAGACCAAGUCACUUUGCAUGGCAAAAGAUUUCAUCUCGUUCGUUCCACCCAUGCGGCUUGUGCGCUCUCUGUCGAGUCUCUCUGACCGUGAGUCGGGAGGAAGUUACUAUGAACAGGAUAUGAGGCUGUCUCAGGAUUACUUGUUCAGAUCUAACAACACAGAUGCAGCCGAAUUGGACGCCGAGACGUCAAGCGAGGCAGGAUGGAGCGUUCGUAACAACCCAAUUGCAUCUGAAGUGUCUUACAUAUCUGAUAGUUCUGACGAUGAGUUUGACGAGCGGCGUAAGGCAGAUGAUUUUCCCAGACUUCGCAAGGUAGCCUCUCUCGAUGCUACUCCUCGCGAGAUUCACAUGAUCUCACCGGAUCCUAAAGUGUCCUGGACAUUCGACGACGGAGCAACAUUGGACCUCGCUGACCGUGCUUGCAAUCCUGAAGAGGUCCACGACGCAUGUCAUGUACGUCCUCCAUGCGUUUUGACCGAAGCAAAUACUACACCGUGCAAACUGCUGGACCCAAUUCAAGCUAAGGACAUGGAUGGCGAGAAGCCGGCUGCGACAAACGGAUUAUGGGAUGUGGUUCACAAAGACAAUCAGUAUAACCACAACAUUUGUGAAGAUGCUACUAAAGAAUUGAACUGUAACAACGCUUCUCCCAUACGAUUGCAAAAUCAGGUGGAUCAAGGCGAAAGCGGAUGUUACACUGUUCGUACUGUGAAAAAACACUGGAAAAGAUUGUGUUGGUAUACGGAAGCAGUCUUGGGGGGAUCUCUCUGUGUAAUCCUUGCUCUUCCUCUGGCCAUGGUUGCUAGCAAAGCUCUUAGUGGGUCACUCGAUCUUCAGAGCCUUGUACCCACAUAGUCAGACAGCCAUGUAGUUCGUCACACUUUCACAUUUUUGUAUUGUACCGAGUUUGUUGUAGCGUAGUUGUCCACGUAACAAGGGGGUGUAAUAUCAGUUAAAUUAGCAGGUAUAUUUGUAGUGAAAAAGUCAACCGACUUACCGUGGAAUUAGAAAUGUGAUCAAUCUGGGAAGUUCGUUGGGGAUACAUCUAAGAUUUCUUGAGCAUAGGAUAUUAGUCGGCAGUUGUGCCAAAAUUGUAAAACAUUGUGCUAAAUGUAGUUUACUGUGCUUGUUUUCGUUAGGAAUUCCUUUGUAUACUCUGCACGUAUGAAUUUACCAAGUGGACAGUGGCAGACCCCAUUUCAAGGAG